Podospora pseudocomata is the source of this 1383-nucleotide messenger RNA. RefSeq lists its product as uncharacterized. The record is from RefSeq and is a predicted model, not a curated record. NCBI's taxonomy places the organism in Eukaryota, Fungi, Ascomycota, Sordariomycetes, Sordariales, Podosporaceae. Gene Ontology annotation, molecular function: ATP binding; protein kinase activity. Bases 1 to 1383 code for a protein of 460 amino acids. The transcript has 6 exons. Gene Ontology annotation, biological process: protein phosphorylation.
AUGGCGGUUGCUGACUUCAGGCUGGUCAAGGUUCUUGGCUGGGGUGGUUUGGGCGUGGCCAGUAUGUACGACGCCGUUGGCAAGGACAACAAAAUGUUACGGGUCGUGUGCAAGAUUGACAUCUUUCCCCAUUACCCGUGUAUCCCCCGUGAGGUCAAGGCCCAUCUCAUGACCGCGGGCGCGAAACACGUCAUGCAGCAGGUUAUCCUGCAGGCUGAGGGGGGUAUAUCUGAUGCCGCGAUCAACAGACUGGGAAAUAUAACGAGGCAGACAGCGGCUGGGGUGGAUAUGACUGCGCCUACGUCUAUUGAUAGCAGGGGGAGAAAACGAAAACGUGAUCCCAAGGAUGGCGAUGGCGAUGAUGAUUUCGAAGUGAUUGAGGCGGUGCCAAUUGGCGAGUUUGAUGAGCUGGAUUUGAACGAAAUCAAACACGACAUGAAAAAAGAGCUGGAUGCGAACCAGAGGGUGCUGUUUAUUCAGUUUAUGAAUCGUGGCCGGUGGGACGAUCAUAUCUGCAGGGCUGCCAUGACCGGGAGGCCGUUCCCGACCCUGGUUUUGUGGCAAGUGUUUGAUUGUUGGAUGGCCUAUCCCGAAGCCUUUAUGCAUUUGGACGUCGACCCGAGCAAAGUACAGGUCCCCGAAGUAUCUGAAACAGCAAGAGGUCUCAGACCACUCGAGCCCUACGAUAACAGAGACACGAUGGUCCAUUAUGACAUCGACCCAUUGAAUAAUUUGGGCCUGAUCCACAUCUACAACGGGAAUACCAGCGCCUGGGACUACUGGAAUUCGAGAGGCACAGGCAAACAAGCAGUUUACACACCUGAACAAUUCUCUGAAGAAUGGGAUUACAUCAACGGAAACCCAAGAACGAUCAAAUCCGAGACGGCUGGAAAAUCCAACUGGUGGACCAACCUGUAUCAAAUCGCACUUGUAAUCUGGCAAAUGGUGUCCCUCUGUCACGCAGAACUUCCACCCUCGCCUGAAAAGAUCACGAUCAAAAUGCUCGACGGCACCGAAACGACCGCAUAUGGCUUUGGUGGCUACAUCCUCAACGACAAGAAGUUCAAGCACAUCGACCGUGACCUCCGCGAGCUGAUCAAUCAGUGCAUGCUUCAUGUUCCCGCCAAGCGCCCGACGAUGGAGCAACUUGAGAACCAUCUCCGAAGCAAGACGAACAUACAGGGCGUGGACCCGCAAAACCAGGAACAGGUGGAGGGGCAGAGAUACUGUGAAUGGCUGUUCAGGGGGACUCCGGCGCCCAAACCGGCGCAGCCAGUUGAGCACAAACUACCGGCUGUCCUGAGGGGUUGGACGGUCAAGAAUGUGGUGGAGCAAAGAUUUGGUUGGAGACGCCCGAGGAGGCAGCGAGAAGGAAGGCGCUGA